Messenger RNA from Paramuricea clavata, 9058 nucleotides. The record is from the annotation of a GenBank genome assembly. Lineage: Eukaryota; Metazoa; Cnidaria; Anthozoa; Malacalcyonacea; Plexauridae.
CAAAUUUUUAAAAAAAUGUCUUGUAUUAAAUAAAAAUCUCAAUUUUUGUUUUUAAUUAAAUUAUAAAAUGUUUAUAUUAUGUGCGAGAAAUUAAUGAUGCGUAUUUCAACUAGAUUUCCUCUGCCAGUUCUUAUUAUUGGUUUCGUAUUUGUCUUCACUUUGGCAGUGCUGUGGCUGCGAAGAAUGGGCCAGGAUACAACAUACAAGAGUGGCCAGUCUGACAACGUGGAAACUUUACUAAAUUUAAACUAUAAGGAUAUUAAUGAGGUAAGAAUUGUAUAGACUACGUGGAUAUUUUACGCACUUACGAGUAUUUGAAGUAUUUUUUUCUUGCCAAAAUAUGAUCACUUAACUUUUGAGACAAAAUGUCCAAAAAACGACCGAGCUGAUCCUGUUUGCAGCCGGAAUGGUGUUGCAGACUUACAGUGCUUUCUCUAAUCUCCGGCUGGAAAGUCAGAAUGACAAGAAAUGUGACAAUUUCGAAGGAUUAGGGUUAUAAAUAAUGGCAACGCAUUUGUUGAUAUGCUGAAUCAUGUCAUCUUACCUAAUUGGGACAAAUCUGAGCCGAAUAAUAUCCACCAUAAGGCCUUGGAUUAAAAAAAACCCUGUGCUUCUGGUUUCGUAUUGUGAAAAAAUUAGGGUAGGUAGGUCGGCCAGAAAAGAGUCCCGACAUAGGUCGGUUCAGUAGAGUCCCGACAUGAAUAUUAAGAAGAGAUGCAUAUUGCCUAUGAACGAAUUUAGGCAAUUUGUUGUUGUUCCGUUUAUAUGUCUUAAUUAUGGAAAUGGACACAGGAUGCAUUAUGUACUUGUGUUAUGUAUGCGUGUUACAUACACAGACGUUCCAACUCUCCCGAUUUUACCGGGAGUCUCUUGAAAAUUCAUGCAAUUUCCUGGUCUCCCGAUUUUUAUCAAAUUCUCCCGAUUUUUAUCAAAUUCUCCCGAUUUUUCAGAAUAUUCAGGAAAUAUCAUAACAAAAUUAUAAAUAUACUGUUUUUAGCAACAUAAUAGUCUGUCUUUGACCUUUUUUGAAGUUGCUUUAUGGCAAUUUAUAGGAUCACUUAUAACGACCCUAAAUGCAGGAAACGCCAUUUCAGAAGACUUAAUUUUUAUUAUUUUUCCCAGAAGAACUAGAUUUCAAUUCACUGAACAGUCUCCCUAAUUUUUACCUCCAGUGGUUGGAAUGUCUGCAUACGCAUUUAGGCAAAGUUGGAUAGUUCGUCUUAAAUCAGCACACAACUGCUGAUAGUUUGUUCAGAUGCAUAAUAAUUCUAGCUGAUAAUUUGUCAGAUUAAUUAUAUUUUAGAAGACAGAUACAAUGCAUCCAUCGGAUCAUGUGGUUCUACAGUUAGCAUAAAAACAGCCUGAACUAAUGGCUGUAAAAGUGAUCUGACACCACAAUAAAUAUUAUAAACAUUUCAAGAAGCAGGUAAAUGUUAACAAUUAACUGUAUACUGCUGUUGCUUUCGUUUACAACACAUGAAAAGCAACUGUGAGAAUUAAAUGAGUAAAGCACCAUCAGUCCGUCACUGUCUCAGAUACCAUUUUGGCACGCUGUAUGAGCAGUCUGCAAGUCGCAACCACCCCGAGAAAAUAGGGUUCCAUGGUCAAUUGCGUCGAAAAAAAUAAUAGGGUUCGCAGAAAAAAAAUAGGGUUGGUUGGGAAACCGGAACCACAGGUAUUUUUAGGCCUCAUCUGGUUAUAUAGAAUUUGUUCCCAAUGCCACCAGAGCUGAAUGUUUGAACUGUAAAGCAGCCGGAGCGAGAGCUGUAAACCUGAGUUUGCACAGCACUAUAGUUGUUAUAUAGAUAUGAUUUGAUUGUCAGUAUUCUGGCGCUGGUAGUUCAAAGCAUUUGGUUAAUCCAUUGAAUGGCAGCACUCUCCACUUGACAAGUAAAAUCAUCUGGUGUUAGACAGUGAGAGUAAAACACUAAAGUAGAGUGCUUCAGGGUGCAUAUUAGAAUGUUAGGGAUUGUAAUCCAAGUGAUUAUAUACAUGCCACUUAAAGGGUUAACCCUAGUCAGUGGCAAUUGCACCCUGAUGUGCCCUACUUUAGUAUUUUACUCUGUCUAAUGGAGAGUGCUGCCACUCAAUGGGUUAGCCAUAAUUAAAUUUUAGCCUGCUGUUUUGGUUUGUGUAUUUCUGAAUAGAUAGAUAGAUAUAGAUAGAAACUUUAUUUGAAUUCGGAUUUAAGUUAGCAAAAAUAUGCUAGUAUCUCUGAAGAUAAUUAACAAAUUACUAAAUAAAAAAUGUGAACUACAAAUUGUCCCUAUGUAUCAUGCUAGUGUUAAUUUAAUAUCAGUAAGAUUAGUAAAAUAUUAAAAUUAAAGAUUGAAAUAAGAUAAGUUAAUUAUUUUGAGAAUUAAAGUCUUUUUACGAAUAGCAGUUUUAACAACAUUCAAGUUUUCAGUGGCGUGCUGGCAGGGGGGGCCGGGGGCCACGGCCCAUCCAGCUGGCAAUUUUUGGGGGGCGCAAAAAUGAAAAGGGGGCGCCGAUCCCGCGCCGAAUUUUGAAAGUAGGUAGGAAGAAACGCAUUCAAAAAAAUAUAGUUACUAAUUCCGCCAAGGAAAGAUGUGUUUAUUGACUUAUAAACAGACUAAGCGCAUAUGCGACAAAGUGAGUAUAUUAAAUUGCAGACUAUUUUGUCUAACCGUAUUUGCUACCUCACGACUCACACGAAAUCACUCGUUCAUAUAGAAACAUGAUCAGCGAUCACACGCAAUGUCUCAUUACCGGAAUAUUGACCAGGCUUCGAAGCGAUCACGGGAAUUAUGCCCUUUUUUGCUGGUAUUAUACCCUUACAUUAUGCCCUUUAUUAUGCUUCACGAAUCACGAGAGCGGCGCAAAUUAGAUAGUUGAAGUUAUGAUAAUGUAAAGUUGUGUACGCAAUUUAGUUGUUUGCGCAAGAAACAUUAUGAGUAAUGUAAGUAAUGAGAUAAUGAUGAAACACGCCCUUUUGGCAGCCAGGCAAGGAAACCUUAAAAUGCAUAUGCGUGGGGUUCGUGUGUUAUUGUAUAAAAGAGCUGUAAAUUGUAAAUGUAUUCAGAUCAGUAGAGAAUAGAAUUGGGAUUAGAUUAAUUGCUGUAAGUAGUUAGCAUUGCCCAAUUUAAGUGCUACUACUAAAUUCUAACCAAUUUUCAAAUUUCGACACGUUGUAAUGCCGUUUCCUGACCAUCAGAUUUCUGUCAAAUCUUCCCCCAAAGUUCAGGAAAUGCCAUUUCAGAGACUCUAAAUUCAAAAAUUUUUCUGGGGGACAUGCCCCCGGACCCCCCUAGACAAACCUCGCACCUGCGGCGCUAGGCUCGUGCCUUCGGCCCUCGUUUAUCAAGGGUAAUAUUAUAGGGGCGCAUAUUAGUUGCCAGCCGACUGGCCUCCCCAGAAAAAUAGUACCCAGCACCCCACUGCAAGUUUUUAGCUGUUCUUUCAAUAUCUGAUAAACUGUUCCAUUGUUUUGGUGCACAAUAUAUGAAGCAAUUCAGACCAUACUUUCUGGUUCGUACUUUGGGCAGUUUUAGUUUACGUACUCCAUGGAGCGACGUGUACGCUCUGUCCUACAGCAGUUCCCGGAUAUACGUUGGAGCUUCAUCAUUUAAGGACUUGUAUACUUGUAUAAGCAUAUCUUGAAUACGACGAUCGUUAAGCGAAACUGUUUUAGUUUUUUCUAAAAGCAAUUCUUAAGGACUGAUUUUAUCGUUGAAAAUAAAACGCAAGGCUCUUUUAUUAACUUCAAUGAGGGAUUCUUGCACUUCACUUGGUCGAAUUAAUAUUAGAAUGUUAGGUAAAUUAAUUCCACCAAGUGAAGUGCAAGAAUCCCUCAUUGAAGUCCACCUUAUAACAACCCGCACACCCGAUUACCUAUAUAUACAUGAACCUACGGUUACAGCUUAACAGCUGGCCUCUGUAGCUCAGUUGGUUAGAGCGCUGCACCGGAAUUGCAGGGCCGUAGGUUCAAUUCCUACCAGAGGACCUUGUGCUGCAUUUUUCGCAGUCGUUCCUGGUUAGGUCUUAAAAUGUAUAUAUUCUCACUUGGAUUACAAACCAUAAACUUCUUUUAUUAACUCUUUCCAAUUUAUCGCGAUUUCUGGCGCCACAAUGAUUCCAUACAAUGUUGCAGUAAUUUAGAUGUGUGAGUAUAAAGGCGUUAUACAACUUUAAUUUUACAUCAGUUGACAGAAUGUUCUUAAAUCGAUUUAAAACUGCCAGUUGAGCACUAACUUUUCGACUAAGUCCAGUUAUGUGUUUAUCAAACUUUAGUAUAUUGUCAAUAUUUAUACCAAGCAAGUCCACAUCAUGUUCCAGAGAGAUAACAACGUUGUCUACGUACGUUAAAACAAUGAUCUAUACAAUUGGAAGAUUUUCCCAUCAUUGCAUGAAAUUUAUCAGGAUUUGCUUUCAUUCCGUUAAUUGAAUACCAGGUACUAGCUUCUUUCAACUCUUCGUUUAAUGUAUUAACAACAACAAUAGGAUCUUUGUUUGAGUAGUGAAGCUGGGUAUCAUCGGCAUACGAAUGAGAACUAGCUUUAUUGAUAGUAUAGAAAAAGUCAUGAAAAUAUUAAAGAGAAUAGGCUCAAGAAUUGAACCUUGCGGAACUCCGUUUAUAAUUUUCUCCCAGCUUGAGAAACAAUCAUCUAUCUUUACUUUUUGGUAACGUUCAGUUAGAUAUGAUUCCAUCAGGCAUAGACUAUCUUCAUUGAAUCCAUAGGCAUAGACUAUCUUCAUUGAACGUCUGUACUUUUUAAUACUUCAGAAAAUAAAACUUCUAUUGAUUCAGGCAAGAUUUCCGGAAAAAUAAUGUCAAGUUUAUAAAAAGCUGUUGGAAAGUUUCUUUUGAAGUUUUUGUUAACGCUGGAUUGAGCUAUACAAGGUUUCAAACAGCUGGUCCCAGACAUUUAACAUGUUCGCCUCUGCACAAGCAAAUUCAUAAUGUUGUGUUACAGGAGCUUAAAAAAUUACUCUAACUUGUACCUCUAAGACAUAAUAAGGCUGAGCGUAUAAUACUAAAAUUUAAUCGUGUCCUUAUCCAGUUCAUUGUAGAGGAGUAAUUCUUGGAUCUCUUAUUUGAGAGUUUAUAAGGGCUAAUUCUUUAUGGAAUUUCUUGCAUUCAUCACCCAUUGCUCCAUUUGUCCCAAAUGCUGGUGGCGUAAAUGUUCCAUUUUCCACUUCUAUAAUAUGGUCGUUGUAUGCUCGUUUCUUCUCUUGCUCGGCGUUCUUUAGCACUUGGUGUGUCGUGAGGUUUCUGUGAGAUUGGGCAUUUACAUGUGUGACGCGAACAUUAUAUAAAAAAUACAGUUUGCCCUCUUCUCCAGAAUCCUCUUGCCUUCACAUCGACCCUCGCAUUAUCAUUGGUGUUUACCGUUCUGUACCGGUAGUGUUAAGAUUUGUUAACCUGUCAAUGGUUGUAAAAGGGGUUCAAUAGAAACAUCUUUGCAGACUUUUGAUAACAUUAUUGCUUUGAGAUCGUGAAUUUUAUUGUGACGAAUUGAAACAAAGCCACCUUUCUUCCAGUCCAUCGUAUGUUGAACUGUGGAUGGUACAAAUGUCAUGUUUGAGAUUCCAGGAGAGAGCCUUUCCCACAAUUCGGCGUAAAACUUCGCCAACUCCAAUUGGCCGGACUCCGGGCUUCUUAUCGAUAGAGAUAAGACGAUUGGCGACGUAGGUUUCCAGAAUAGAAGGAUCUGAUGGUGUCGUUGCGAUUGUUUUGGCAAAUAAGGCUAUUUCCUCUCAGAGAUGUUUCCCUUCUUUGGAAAAGUUCUUCAAUUGAUGAUAGAAUGCGUCUGAACUGAUCAGCGUCAAGCCAUGAUGCCACUGCGCUGCCUCUUGUAUUCAUAGCUGCUCUAAGAACGGUGUCUUCGUCGAUGGAAAAGUAUGUUUCAGGUACCUGGUUUAUUGGACCAUAUAACAGGCUUUCUUUGAGAAUUUCAGCAGGACUUUGGUGCUUCAUCUUGAGUUAAUCUGAAACAUAAUCGGUGAUGUUGAGAAGACUGCCCUGGCCUUCUUCGGUGAGGAAACGCAUAGCUGCAUGAACUUUCCCUUGGAACAUCAGCUUGCAAAACACUUACGAUAUCGUCCUCUCUUCUAAACGUUGAUUUAUUUUAAAGUUUCCUCUGAAUUUCGCUACAUUGGUAGCGGUUAUUAACAAGUUGUACUUUAUGUAAGAUGUCACAUUCGUCUCCAAGAACAAAAACAAAAUGGCGAAAAAAUGAAAAACAAAGCCAGCGGAGAUGUGAUCGCUAUUAUUGGACGUUGUUGUAAUAGGCAUUAAUUAUAAGAACAUACAUUUAACAGUGUUUUAGACAUUUAAAUAUUUUUUUGUGUCUCAAAAACAAAUGCUGGAUAAUGCAUCUUCUAGAGUCUAAAAGUUCAAAAUUUUCUGGAAGCAAUAAUUCAGUGAUUUACUUGGAACGAGGCUGGUUUUAGCCUGUCUUCCAUACAUAUGUGAUUUUUAUAAAAUAAGAAUACUGAACUCUUUCAGAUCAGUUAACAAUAUAUUGAUAACUUAUAUAGCCAAGUAUUCAAUCUAUUUCUGGUUGAAUUAAACAAAUUACGGGUAAUAUUAGAUUAAGAGUCGUUUAUUAAGAAACUUUUUAACAGCAACUAGUGAAUUUGAUUGCAUUUCCGGGGCUCUGGGAAGUCUCAGAUUUCAAAAUUUCUCGGGGGAGCAUGCCCCAGGACCCUCUAACAAACUCACGCCUUCGGCGUUUGCUAUAGCCCCCUAACCCAAAGUUCCGCGGUCCCUGAGCAUGCCAUCAGAUCCUCAAAGUUGCGAAGUUCGGCUUUCGGUUGCAACUCCUACUUUUCCCAACGCAACAUCUACUAUGAAAGGUUUUGAAACCACUGUUCUGGAGGAGAAUGCUGGGCAGGGGCGAAACUUGAGGAGGGUAUGGGGGAGGGUGACACCUAAAGUAUGAAUUACUUGGAUUGGCAGGGCGAAUCAUCUGGAUUGGCAGGGCAAUCAAAGAUUUUAAAUGAUAGAAUGUAGGUUAUUAAGUAACUUACAGGGCUUCCGGAGGGAAUUGAAUAGAAUUUUUAGACCUAAAUUUUACAGAUGUUGGUCGAAAAAUACGGGUUUCACGCAUGUUUUAACGCGAAUUUGUACGGAAAAAAUUUUUUGACCUUUAAUUUAACUGGUUUAUGUCCGAAAAAAUGUUUUCGACUCUUUUUUUGAAUGUCCGGAAAAAAGUUUUUAACCUCUCUUUUUUCAACCUGGCCAAAAAUAAAAAUUUGCUGCAGGGCAUCAUCGGCUUUUGCAGGGCAAUUCUGGCAGACACCCCCCGAAUUAAAAGGGGCUAGUUUCACCCCUGAUGCUGGGAAGGAUCAUAAAAGCUUUCAAUGCAGUGCACUGAUAUAAAGGUGAGUCGGAGUUGAAUUUAGAUAGCCAUAUAACAAACGUACUUGCAGGGAGGUGAGUCCGGGAUUGGACGCACCGAGGGUGGCUGGAAGUUUCCCGAACUUACCGAGCGAAGCGAGGUGAGUUCGGGAAACUUCCAGCCACCCGAGGUGCGUCCAAUCCCGGACUCACCGAACCUGCAAGUACGUUUGGUUUUUAUCCCAUACACCGAGCCAUACACACAUUUGUAGCUCUUCGCGAUAUAUUCGUCGAUGUUUUGUGAACAUUUUCCCGGCCAAAAAAUCACUGGGCAAGAAAAUACUUCUUUAUCUACGUCUACAUUACCUUUACUGCAUUUUUUCUUUGGUUUUUCUUCAGUCUCGGUAUGUUAGUCACCGAAAAAAGUUCUUUAAUUUAAAGUUUAGGUUUAUCGGCUAAAUCUUGUCCGCCAUAUUUGUUAUUGUUAUUGCAACGUAAGCAGUUUAGCGGGUGAGUUCGGGCGAAAAGCAGGUGAGUUCGGCAAAAAGCAGGUGAGCUCGACGACAAGCUCACCUGCUCUAAACCAAUCAGAAAGCCGCUUUUAACACAGGUAUGGGAUAAUGCGCCAAGACGUUAAUUCUGAAGUAAAAAGCCUUUCCAUGUUUCCUUGAAGGUACGAGGAAGACAUUUUUUCUCCACUUAGUUAUUUCAUCAUAUACCUCGUUAACUUGUGUGGAAAAAUAUUUCCUGGACAUCCCGCCCCAGUUUGUAUUUAGAGAGGGGUUACUUUGCUUGUAACCCGGCAGGUUGGGUUGUUGGCAAUUAUUGCUCGAUCUUACUGAUUCUUGUGAUAUACUGGUCGAUUGUUCCGUAGAAGAUGGUAUAAUACAUUUAUGCUGUCGAAUGUUUUCAUUUUUUUAAAACUGUAUUCUUUAUUGCAGCGGGAACACUUUUCCUAUUUGAUCAAUACGAGUAAGACGAUACUUGCGACAUAUCUGAUUAGCAUAGAUAUGUAAAUAUGUACUUGUUAUAUCUUUGCAGGUUUCCAGAAAUUGUAUUGGCGAAGAUGUAACACUUGAUAAUUUCCAUGAAUUGUUAAGUAGAUGGAGUAAAACAAGAACAUUCGCUUGCAGGUUGUACUGCAGUUAUACAGUAAAAUGUAUUCAUUUAAUACACGGGCCAUAUACAGUACAUUUAUUGGUGACCCAGUAUUGAGCCCAAUGCUUUUCAGAAUGUAGUUUUAGAUAUGUUCAAAUCCGAUGAAAAAUUGGGGAGGGUGAAUAAUUGUCAGCAGACGGAGUUGCAUAUCUUGCUCACAUCUACUCAUGAAAUCCACUGAACUUUAUUCUGUUAGAAAGCACUAUGUGACUGUUUUACUAGCACCCCCCUAGUAUUGAGACUCACAAAUUAUUAAGCCCCCCCCCCUAAUAAAAUCCUGGAGCACCACUGACAAUCGGCAGCCAUACUGUAAACGUCACAAUAGAAAAGUUUAACUUUUUUGUUUCUUGUCAUGAUUGGAAAGUAAGUUUUUUUCUGCAGUUUUUUUUAUUAAAAGAAUGUUCACCUAUUAUAAUUACAGGAUUUCAAGCUUUGCCAGCACAGAAUAAAAUUAUGUUUCAAUGCAUUCCUGCCCCUCUAAUUUGACAUGUGGGUUUGUUCUGUUCUAGGUCAGCAUACGCUCUGUUCUCAAGAUUAUUUUACUUUCGAAAGAGUGACACAGAUGUUGUUUUAUCAGAGACAUUCUCCAAAACGGUA